AUGCUUUCAGGCCAUUCGACCACUCCGUCUUCAGGAAUCAAACGUACCAAAACGGCAGUAGGCUCACUAGCCUCUCCUAUCCCUUCCACUGUCUCAGUAUUAGCUGCUCGCAAGGCAGUACAAAGCACCAAGGACUUGGUGGCUGAGCUAAGUCAGAACUUACCUGAACACAUGAGUAUAGACUCGUCUAUUCGGGAACACGAAGAAAGAGUGAAGCGCGAGCAACAAGAUGAAGAGUAUGCGAUGCAGCUGUAUGGUGGAGCAUCAACUAGCACUCCUUACGCGCAACCUGAGCGGAAAAAGCGAAAAUAUGAGCGAAAAAUGAAAAGCCAUGAAACUUCACAGGAAUCGCCCGCAGCGAAUUCCGGACCUGGUCGUUUGAUUCUCCGCAUUCCUCGUGUUGCACCAGUAAAAGAGGAAACCGAUGAAGACCCUCAGCAGAGCUCUUCUCGUCCUAUGUCUUCGUCAGCUUCAUCGCGUCCCACUAGUUCCGCAGCAAUACCGCCAAGCAGCAACAGCGAAGGCAAGGGAAAGGUUGAUUGGCUGGCUAUGCUGCCAUCAUUGGAA
Molecule: messenger RNA, 567 nt
Organism: Cylicostephanus goldi
Lineage: Eukaryota; Metazoa; Nematoda; Chromadorea; Rhabditida; Strongylidae
Source: the annotation of a GenBank genome assembly